UUUGCCCUCACGCGAGGCUGGGCUGUUUCUUCUGCCGCAAACGGUAGCUAGGGUUUUUCUCUGGCCCUUUUCGCCCCGAUCCCCUCGCUAGGGUUUUGCUGAUUUCUCUACGCUUUGUCCCGCGAGGGCUUAGGAGAUCCAGAUCACUUGGUCGCCAUGGAAACAGCUCGCAAGAGGGGGAGGCUGGAUGCCACAAAUGGAGGUGCCGCUGGACCAAAGCGGCUAAAGGAAAUGGAGUCGUUCCAACAUGGUCUAGGAAGCAAAUCGAAGCCUUGCACCAAGUUUUUCAGCACUGCUGGUUGCCCUUUUGGUGAGGGUUGUCAUUUCCUGCACUAUGUUCCUGGUGGCAUCCAGGCGGUGGCACAGAUGACCAAUCUAGGCAACCCUGCUGUCCCUCCUUCAGUGAGAAACCCGAUGGUGCCUCCUGCCUUUUCUGAUGGCCCUCCUGGACCUGCUGUCAAGACCCGGCUAUGCAACAAAUACAACACUGCAGAGGGAUGCAAAUUUGGGGAGAAAUGCCACUUUGCCCAUGGGGAAAGGGAACUUGGCAAGCCCAUUAUACCAUCCCAGGAUGGCCCUAUUGCACCUCCAACUGGGGGAAGACUGGCAGGCCGCCUGGAACCUCCUCCACCUGCUGGCUUGCCAGCUGCGGCAAGCUUUGGUGCCUCGGCGACUGCCAAGAUCAGUGUUGAUGCUUCUCUUGCAGGUGCCAUCAUUGGGAAGGGCGGUGUGAAUACCAAGCAGAUUUGUCGAAUCACAGGGGUCAGGCUGGCCAUUCGAGAUCACGAGUCGGACCCCAACUUGAGGAACAUUGAACUGGAGGGUACCUUUGACCAAAUAAAAAAUGCUAGUGCUAUGGUUAGAGAAUUGAUCGUCAACAUUAGCUCUAUGACCUCUCUGCCUGUGAAGAACCCAGCUGUGGUGGCACCUGCUGGCUCUGGUAACAACUUCAAGACCAAGUUGUGUGAAAACUUUGCUAAGGGUGCGUGCACUUUUGGUGAUCGGUGCCACUUUGCUCACGGGGCAAGUGAGCUCCGCAAAGCUGCUGCAUGAGAAUGCUGCUGUGCCAACAUUUUCCUGAUAGGUUCGCCUUCCUUUUUCUUUGUGGAACUGGAUUUAGAGGCUCUUGUAAUGAUGGAUGAAAUUUAUGUGGAAUGACUAUUUCAGAGAUUUAAAGUCUCUUUCAUUUAGUAUGGCUGUGCUAAGAUGUUUAGUUCUAAGUCAAAAAUGCUUGGACCACUGAUCUUUUUAAAUCGGGUAUUCUUUGCCAUUAUAAGUGAUGGUUAGGCAGUGCAUGACC
Elaeis guineensis (African oil palm) is the source of this 1300-nucleotide messenger RNA. Its product is annotated as zinc finger CCCH domain-containing protein 31. Lineage: Eukaryota; Viridiplantae; Streptophyta; Magnoliopsida; Arecales; Arecaceae. The record is from RefSeq and is a predicted model, not a curated record. Gene Ontology annotation, molecular function: mRNA binding; metal ion binding.